Messenger RNA from Haliaeetus leucocephalus (bald eagle), 717 nucleotides. It is a transcript of the gene PEBP4, whose product is annotated as phosphatidylethanolamine-binding protein 4. The record is from RefSeq and is a predicted model, not a curated record. The transcript is spliced from 6 exons. Lineage: Eukaryota; Metazoa; Chordata; Aves; Accipitriformes; Accipitridae. The coding region runs from base 1 to 717 and encodes 238 amino acids.
AUGAAGCUGCUGGGUGCUGUGUUGCUGGCUGCCAGCCUGCUUGGCACUGCUGCCCGGGAGGAGCAGUCCCCCUGGCCAGAUGACCCUUUGCGGACCUGCUUCUUCCAGAUGCUCAGCGGUGUGGACGGUGAAUUCUGCAGGGGGGAUCUAGAAAUUAUCUACCCGGAGCUGGGUGACGUGGGCUGCACUUACAUCCCCAAGUGCCACCAGUACCGGCGGCGGAUCAGCAGGGAAUGGGGCAGCCCCCGCGUUCGGUACCCCCAGGCUGAGAAGAGCAAGAAGUACGUGCUGGUGCUGGUGGACCCCGACGCUCCCAGUAGAGCCAACCCCAGGAACCGGUUCUGGAGGCACUGGCUGGUCACCGACAUCCCAGCACGUGGCAAGGUUGAGUCCCCCCGAAAUGCCGGCAGCCCGGCAGCGGUGGGAGCCUCGGCACUGCCGCGUUUGCCAGGACCCGGCACCAGCCCUUGGGGCACGUGUUUCCCUGAUGAGGUUUGUGUCGAACAGGUUUCCCGGUUAAACCCUCUUUGCGUCCCUGCAAACCCCAGCUCCCCCCGGCUGAUGCUCUGUCUCGUUGCAUUUUGCUCACCACGGGUCCAAAAAGGACUUUUCUGGCUCUUUUCUGCUGCUGGGCUCUGUCCCUCCGGCCUGGCCAUGGCGGUGGCUGACCCUGUGGCACGCCGCGUUUCCCUCUGGUUCGGCUCACCGCUUGUUUAG